Molecule: messenger RNA, 1803 nt
Organism: Alexandromys fortis (reed vole)
Lineage: Eukaryota; Metazoa; Chordata; Mammalia; Rodentia; Cricetidae
Gene: Galr1
Product: galanin receptor 1
Exons: 3
Coding region: 600-1646 (348 amino acids)
Biological process (GO): G protein-coupled receptor signaling pathway; negative regulation of adenylate cyclase activity; positive regulation of cytosolic calcium ion concentration
Cellular component (GO): plasma membrane
Molecular function (GO): galanin receptor activity
Source: RefSeq, a predicted model, not a curated record
UUUGCCCUGCAGAGGACCAGGGAGAAGGCAGGAGGGAGCCGCAGAGCCAGCGCCAGCGCGUCAGGGAGGUGGCUGUUAGUGUGGAAAGCUCGGCACUUUCUCCACUACUGAAGGUGUGUAGCACAGAGCUCUGGGAGCUCCGCUGGAAGAAGAGGCUCAGAGCAACAGGUGCGACCCCAAGGCACUGCGGGAGCCAGAGGAUACGGCCGGCAAGGGAUUAGAACCUAUUGGUAAGGCUCAGAAGAUUCUCCACCUGCAGAUCGUGAGUCCCACCAGCCCAGCUUGUAGACUGCCAGCGAUCGGAGUCGCUUGUGUUCUGGAGCCCAUCGCCCCCGCCUGGGAAGGCUCGACUCCGGACUUGCAGCACCGCCCCCUCUUUAGCCAGGCCGGGCGUAGGGGACAGUUCGACCAGGCACUACCGGACGCUGCCCCCUGCUCUCCUGCCGGCUGAGGGAGGUUCCUGCUGGAGAUACCCGCUCUCCUUGCCUUGUGCUGGGCCAGUUGGCGAUCAUUGGCUGCCACCAGAGCCCGCUUUCCCCGCCUGGCACACCUUCCCAGCGCGCUCCGUUGCACAGACACCGAGGGGUGUCCCGUAAGUGAUGGAACUGGCUACCUUGAACCUCAGCACGGGGAACGGGAGCGAUCCAGAGGCUCCCGCUGAGGAGUCCAGGCCGCUGUUCGGCAUCGGUGUGGAGAACUUCAUCACGUUGGUGGUGUUUGGCCUGAUUUUCGCGAUGGGCGUGCUGGGCAACAGCCUGGUGAUCACUGUGCUGGCGCGCAGCAAACCUGGCAAGCCGCGCAGCACCACCAACCUGUUCAUUCUCAACCUGAGCAUCGCAGACCUGGCCUACUUGCUCUUUUGCAUCCCCUUCCAGGCCACCGUGUACGCACUGCCCACCUGGGUGCUGGGCGCCUUCAUCUGCAAGUUUAUACACUACUUCUUCACCGUCUCCAUGCUCGUGAGCAUCUUCACCUUGGCCGCAAUGUCUGUGGACCGCUACGUGGCCAUUGUGCACUCGCGGCGCUCCUCCUCUCUCAGGGUGUCCCGCAAUGCGCUGCUGGGCGUGGGCUUCAUCUGGGCGCUGUCCAUUGCCAUGGCCUCGCCAGUGGCCUACCACCAGCGCCUCUACCAUCGGGACAGCAACCAAACCUUCUGCUGGGAGCUUUGGCCCAACCAACUCCACAAGAAGGCUUAUGUGGUGUGCACUUUCGUCUUUGGCUACCUUCUGCCUUUACUGCUGAUCUGCUUUUGCUAUGCCAAGGUCCUUAAUCAUCUGCAUAAAAAGUUGAAGAACAUGUCGAAAAAGUCAGAAGCAUCCAAGAAAAAGACUGCGCAGACUGUCCUCGUGGUGGUUGUGGUUUUUGGCAUAUCCUGGCUGCCCCAUCAUGUCGUCCACCUCUGGGCUGAGUUCGGGGCAUUCCCGCUGACCCAAGCUUCCUUCUUCUUAAGGAUCACUGCCCACUGCCUGGCAUACAGCAACUCUUCGGUGAACCCCAUCAUAUAUGCCUUCCUCUCAGAAAACUUCCGGAAGGCGUACAAGCAAGUGUUCAAGUGCCACAUUUGCAACGAAUCGGUCCCCAGCGACACUAAAGAAAACAAGAGCCGAAUAGACACCCCGCCAUCCACCAACUGCACCCACGUGUGAAGGCGCACUGGGACCACCUGCCCCCCAGCUCCCAUGUGGGUAGAGAGAAGAGGAUGCAGUGGAUGAUCACGAAACACGGCAGCUCGUUCUCCUGACCACAAUCCAUAUCAUUCUAAAUACAUUCCACAGCUGCUAAGGUACUUUGAUUGUUGAGGAA